AUGAACUUCUACGACUCAUGCCCUUACCUCAAAUUCGCACAUUUCACGGCCAAUCAGGCGAUUCUAGAAGCCGUAGCGACGGCGCGUGUAGUUCACGUCAUCGAUCUAGGGUUUAAUCAAGGAAUGCAAUGGCCGGCGUUGAUGCAAGCUCUAGCUCUCCGAGUCGGCGGACCUCCGUCGUUCCGUCUCACCGGAGUUGGACCUUCGAAUCGGAACAAAGGGAUUCAACAGUCUGGUUGGAAGCUAGCUCAGCUCGCUCAAGCCUGUCGAAUUCGAAUUCAAAGCUCUAACCACCGAGAGAUUAUCCGAUCUCGAGCCGGAAAUGCUCGAGACCCGACCCGGAUCCGAGACCCUGGUGGUAAAUUCGGUUUUCGAGCUCCACCCGGUUUUAGCACGACCCGGUUCGAUCGAAAAGCUGCUCGCUACGGUUAA
This is a messenger RNA of Arabis nemorensis, 432 nucleotides long. The record is from the annotation of a GenBank genome assembly. Lineage: Eukaryota; Viridiplantae; Streptophyta; Magnoliopsida; Brassicales; Brassicaceae.